UUGUCACUAUAAACCGUCGUCUAUGCACUGCAUUACACCUCAAAUGGAGAAGAGUGGAUUAAAAACUUACCUAUAAUAGACCACAUUAGAUGAUCGAACGGAGGACCUAGCAAUAUCAGUGCCAUGGACCACUGGAUUGCGAUAUUUCAGUGAAGGAUGGAGUCCGGGGAUGGAGUCUAUAGGCUCUAUGUUGGGUAGAAUGAAUCAUUAACUUCCCAAUUGCUUCCUGGUAAUGGGUCAUUCUACAUCUGUACGGGAACAGUAUAAUAUUUGAACCAUGAAACGAAUACGGAGGUCGAUGUGGCGCAUUACAAGCCAACGUCUCUACCCUCGCUCGAAUAAUCUAUACGUCGCGAUGACCGAAGACGAUCUCGAAGUGGAUGUCAGCGACGACGACGCUCAGAAUGGAGGCGUUACGAACAACGGCUUGAAGCGAAGAGAGGAAAUGGAGGUGGACAGCGACGAGGUAACCAAUCGCGUGGUCAUCAAUCGGGGCUGCUAUUCGAUGUCCGAAUUUCAUGAGCAGCACGGAUAUCACCGAAAGACUCAACCGGGCCCGAGGGAGUACGUGCAAAGCAAGAUCAAGCGAUGUCGAUGCGGAGUGGAUAAGAUUGUUGGUCUACUGCUCUACAUCUUCCCUGCUUUUGACUGGCUUCGUAGGUACAACCUUAGGACUGAUGCUGUUGGAGAUUUGAUGGCUGGAAUCACAGUUGGUAUUGUUAACAUACCACAAAGUAUGGCGUUUUCUCUUUUAGCCGUUCUACAUCCAGUGUAUGGUCUGUAUACAGCAUUCUUUGCACCUCUGGCCUUCUUCUUCAUGGGUUCAUCCAGACAUUCAUCAGUGGGUACAUUUGGUGUCAUCAGUAUUCUAUGUGCCGAUGCUGUUGAGAGGAUUGUAGGUGAAAGAUACCCACCCACCGAACUACCAUCAACCACUGAACCACUCACAACCCUACCAAUGCAAUCCUCUUCCUUCUUCACUACUACAUCUAUGAUGAUGAACGCUACUACGCCUGCGCCGUGUGGACCAAUCUGUGACGAGAGACUGCAGAUUCAUACCACACUUUGUCUUAUGGUCGGCUUGAUACAGAUGUUAAUGGCUAUUUGUCGCCUCGGCUUUGUUACUACGUACCUUGCUCAGCCUCUCGUUCGGGCAUUCACCACUGGUGCUGCAUGUCACGUGAUCACGAGUCAGGUGCCACCAUUAUUUGGUCUGGUUCUCCCUCGAUAUGCUGGUCCACUCAGUCUUAUUUACACUUGGCGUGAUAUCUUUAUCAACCUUCCUAAGACGAAUGUGGCCACAUUUCUUUUCGGACUGCUUACUUUUCUUAUCUUAGCCCCCGGCAAAUACCUUUCUGAGAGGUAUAAAAAGCAGCUCAAAAUACCAAUUCCUUGGGAACUCUUUGUUGUCAUCAUCACAAUUCUCAUAUCCUACUUGGUUAAUGUCGGGGAGAAGUAUGGCGUUGAUAUAAUAGGAGAUGUCCCUGUUGGAUUUCCCAAACCUACUGUCCCAUCUCUGCCAUCUGGUGUAGCCAUCAGUGAUCUAAUAGGAUCUGCCAUCGCCAUAGCUAUUGUGGGCUUUGCAGUGUCUGUAUCUCUUGCCAAAAUUUUCGCAAGCAAAAAUGAUUACGAAAUUGAUGCAAACCAGGAACUUCUUGGAUAUGGUGCCGCUAAUGCGUCGUCAUCCUUCUUUCUUUGCUUCGUGUCCGCCUCCGCUCUGGCUAGGGUAGCCCUCAUCGAUGGCGCAGGAGGAAAGUCACAGAUUUCUAUGUUGGUUUCAUCAAUUAUCAUCAUGUUCGUUCUUCUCGUCAUAGGCCCUCUCUUUGAACCCUUACCAAAGUCUGUGUUGGCUGCGAUCAUCAUUUAUGCAUUACGAAGAAUCGUUUUCCAAAUAACCGAAAUAAGAGGGCUUCUCAAGACUUCCAAAGUAGAUUGUUCCAUCUUUGUCGUGACGUUCCUAUCGGUUUUCAUCCUCGGUGUGGAUCUUGGUCUUGGUGUCGGGGUCGUAUUUGCUCUCUUCACCGUGAUCGUAAGGACUCAACUUCCCAUCUACAGCGAGCAAGGUCGUCUUGUCGACACCGAGCUCUAUCGCGAUGUCCAAACAUACAGAUCAGUGAAAACAAGACCAGGGAUGGUGAUUUUCAAGAUGCAAACCACGUUGUAUUAUGCCAAUGCCCAGCAGUUCAGACAGAGAGUUUUACGGGCUACUGGAAUAAACCCUGUUACACGAUUAGCUGAAAUCCGCAGAGAAGAGGCGGCUAAAGAAAGAAACAAAGAUGGAACACUGGAAACCAGUAUGGCGAUGAAAGAAAUCGAUGUAGCCAAAGAUGACUUGCAUUCUCUCCUCAUUGACUGUAGUUUAUUUGGUUUCAUCGAUGUAACAGGCGUUACCACUUUACUUGCUCUCGUCAGGGAUUACGACAGGAUUGGCAUAGCAACCGCCUUCUGCUCAUGCCCAGAUUCUGUGAUGCAGUCGAUCAAGUUGAUUGGUCAUCUUGAUGAUGAGAGUGAUAACUUCUAUCCUUCCAUUCACGACGCUGUAUUGGCUUUGUCAAGGAAACAUGCUCUUAAGGACAAAACACCAUCACAAGCAGAGACGGUAUCCGUUGACAACAGAGAUUUCGAAAACUCAACAAAUGAAGCAACAAAACUCUAGAACAUUCAAAUCAUCGAUCGGACGGGGAUAAUUCUUGGUGACACUGAAUCGAUGGUUGGUUUCCUAAGCAUAGAGUAUAGCAUCGGUUUUAUUAUUUACAGUUCAGAGUAGAUGUACACUUUACUUCUUUGGAAGAAUGUGAAUUUUGGGGGUGAAUUGAAGAUGAAAUUCUGUGUGGUGUAGGCUUGAUGGUGGGCGAAAUGAAAUACAAAAGAAAUUAAUUCAGUCAUGGUUUACCAAUAUUAACUCUGAAUAUGUAUAAGUGACCUUCUGUUGGCGAUAAAGAUAUCAGAUUCUUUACCAAAUAAGUUGUUAAAGUUGAUUCGACUAAUUUAAAGAAUGCAUUAAUUAUUUGAUAUAGGUUCGUUAACAUAGACACACAUGUCUGGAGAUCGGAAUAUUCUACGUUUGAAUCUUAAAAUGAAAAUUAUAAAUCCCGUUAUGUAUGAAUUCAUUCAUGGGAUUGUGUAUGAAUUAAGCAUUAUUUUGGGAGUAAUUGGCGUUUAAUACUUAAAUGUGAAUAUAAAGGAGUAUGAACUACAUUAUUUACACCUUUAGUACAUUUUUCCUGUAAAAUGUCUUAUUCUCAGAGAAUGUACAAUUGUCUAAAUUGAUUAAAUCGAAAUGAGUAUGUUUAUUUUCAGUAUACCAACAAUACACACCAUCUCUGAACUCGAAUUAUUCACAAUUAUUUCCUAUCAUUUUGAUGCUUGUUUAGUAAUCAUUAAUAAACGACAUUUUAUCUCAUAAAUUGCAUUGUAGUGGCCUUUUGAACAGUCAUACUAUAUUAUUCCGUGUGAUAUCAGCUUUAUUUCAUUCCGUUUAUUUUGAUAUAGAAAUGUUUAGAGUUCAUACCACUUUUAUAAAAAAAUAUAUAUAUAUCUAUAUCUACAAAAUAUGUUUGAUCAAUUAUUCUUCUUACGGGGUUUAAAAUGUGUUGUGUGUUUGCAAAAUGUAUGAAAUAAUCAUCUUACUUUGAUUUUCAUCAAUUUAUGGUGCUUAUGUGUUUAUAAACUAUAUUAAUCAUUUGUUUUCUAUUUUUUGUAUAAAACUCUUCUGGAAUAAAAUGCAAAGAUAUGUUUAUUCGACAUGCUUUAAUCCCCAAUUUUGUGUCUGUUGUUGCUGAAAUACAUAUGUUUCCAUUGUAAUGUAAAUUUGAAUUCUCUCUUCUAACCUUAUAAAGGUAUAUUCCCCCCCCCAAACAAAAAAAAAAUCGACAAUGAGCAAUUUAAACAAAAUUUUUGAGUGAUUCCUGAGUGAACUUUCAUAGAAUUUCAUACUAGGCUUCCAUGUAUUUAUUUUGAAAAUGUAAGUUUUACUCCCUUUACUAAUCAUAAUUAGGAAAUGAAGCAAACAACUUGAAACCCUUAAUUGGAUUGAAUGCAUAUGAAAUUGACGAUGUACUAAACUAUAUUAAUCAUUUGUUUUAUAUUUUGGUAUCAAAACUCUUCUGGAAUAAAAUGUAAAGAUAUGUUUAUUCGCCAUGCUUUAAUCCCCAAUUUUGUGUGUUUGUUGUUGCUGAAAUACAUAUGUUUCCAUUGUAAUGUAAAUUUGAAUUCUCUCUUCUGACCUUAUAAAGGUAUAUUUUCCCCCCCAAAAAAAUCGACAUUGAGCAAUUUAAACACAAUUUUUGAGUGAUUCCAUUGUGAAAUUUCAUAGAAUUUCAUACUAGGCUUCCAUGUAUUAAUUUUGAAAAUGUGAGAUUUACUCCCUUUACUAGAAACAGGCGCGUAGCCAGGGGGG
This is a messenger RNA of Lytechinus variegatus (green sea urchin), 4399 nucleotides long. RefSeq names its product sulfate transporter-like. The transcript has 18 exons. Gene Ontology annotation, molecular function: bicarbonate transmembrane transporter activity; chloride transmembrane transporter activity; oxalate transmembrane transporter activity. Gene Ontology annotation, cellular component: membrane. Lineage: Eukaryota; Metazoa; Echinodermata; Echinoidea; Temnopleuroida; Toxopneustidae. The coding region runs from base 278 to 2656 and encodes 792 amino acids. Gene Ontology annotation, biological process: transmembrane transport. The record is from RefSeq and is a predicted model, not a curated record.